UUCCAGGUUUUGGGAUUUGAAGUUGAUACAGUGAACUCUGUCCAGUUUUCAAACCACACAGGCUAUGCCCACUGGAAGGGUCAGGUGUUAAAAUCAGAUGAACUUCAUGAACUGUAUGAAGGACUUAAGCUGAACAAUGUCAACCAGUAUGAUUAUGUACUCACAGGGUAUACAAGGGACACUUCAUUUCUUGCAAUGGUGGUGGAUAUUAUCCAGGAGUUGAAGCAGCAGAACUCUCACCUGGUAUAUGUAUGCGAUCCAGUGAUGGGUGACAAAUGGAGUGGAGAAGGUUCUAUGUAUGUGCCCAAGGAUCUUCUCCCCGUCUACAGGGACAAAGUUGUUCCUGUUGCUGAUAUAAUUACUCCUAAUCAGUUUGAGGCUGAGUUACUCACUGGUAGAAAGAUUCACACAGAAGAAGAAGCUUUAGAGGUAAUGGAUAUGCUCCAUGCCAUGGGACCAGAGACUGUGGUGAUCACAAGCUCAGAUCUACAGGCUCCUUUAGGAAAUGACUACCUAAUUGCACUGGGAAGCCACAGGAAAACUAAAGCAGAUGGUACCAAGAUGACACAAAGAAUUCGAGUGGAAUCUCCUAAAGUGGAUGCUGCCUUUGUUGGAACAGGAGACUUAUUUGCUGCUAUGCUUUUGGCGUGGACACAUAAGCAUCCAAACAAUCUGAAGGUGGCAUGUGAAAAGACUGUAUCAGCCAUGCAACAUGUUCUGCAAAGGACCAUUAAGAGUGCAAAAGCACAAGCUGGAGAAGGAAACAAACCAAACUCAGCCCAGCUGGAAUUGAGAAUGGUCCAAAGCAGAAAGGACAUAGAAAACCCAGACAUCAUAGUGAAAGCUACUGUGUUAUAAAGGCUUUAUGUCUCUACUAACGCACAAUGUAUUGAUGUCCUCCUUUCUUUCCUGUAAAUUGUAAUAUUUGCCUUAGAUCUGUGACAGAAACCUGACUUUCAUGAAAUAGUGCCCAGCAUAGGCAGAUAUCCACACUCAAACAUAUGUGCUGGCCUUGUUCAGUUUUAAAAACAAAACAGAGUUAAUGUGCAUUAAUGCAUAUUCCCAGGUAUCAAAAUGGCUGUCAAAUUCACCUAGUCUGUGUAUUACCCUGGGCAAGGGAAUAUAAUGUUCCUGCCUUGCCAAAGACUUGAGAUGUGAAUUUGCUAAUGGAAUGCUUGACUGACUGGAGAAUAUAUUUCGAGAUGACAUCUAAUGCCAGUGGAGCUGGUUAUGUGCUUCUGUUUCCUGGAGAUACCUGGUUACUUAUUCUGGUAUUCAGUAUCUCGGCUGCUAUGAAACUAAGCAGGGUUAAAACUGCACACAAACUUCUGGUUGUGUGUAAAGGAGUACUUUGAAGAUGCAUAGCAUUUAAGUACUCUGAAGUGACCUUGAGGUGUCAUUCAUGUUACUGAUAACUGCUCCUGUUUCUUGUUUAUGAACAGUUAUAAUAAUUUCAGUUUUUAUAGGUACUGGCUGCUUAUUUUUAACGUCCACAGGUACCCACAUCACCUUCUCCUGAAAAUCUGCUCCAGAAGCUUCUUUAUGAAUAAGGUAGAAGACUGUAGUUGUACCUCUGAGGCCAGGUUUGGUUCUUUUGUUUAGUUUUUAAGUAAAGACAAAUGUUCUUUAAGGAGAAAAGCUAAAGCAGCUCCUGCUCUGAAAGCUGACCAUCCUAGAUUGCUCUCCAUGAGUGGAUGUACUUACAAACUGUAUAGGACACUUCCACUUAGCAAUAGUGAGUGCUGUUGGUGGGCUCAUCCGUGCAGCAACCUGUGGUGAAAGUAAUGUGCGUGCUUGAGUAAGUUAACGUACAUUUACUAAAUGCAACAAAACAUCCAGAAUUUGUUUGUCCGUAACGUAAUUCUCUGCAAACCUCGCUGACUGGAGUUUACAGAAGUGCAUUAUUACUCAUCUUCAAACAAAUUUUUAUUUCCAAAUUCUGCUUCAUAAGGCUUUAAGAUGGGAUUCUUAUUAAUUUCGGUGUGCUGUAUAUCACAGCCAAACAUUAUACCAGUAGAUAGUAGAUACGCUGACACAUGCUGACCCCUUGUAUUUCCUGUUGACUUCAGUAUGGCACUGAAGUUCUUGCUUCUCCCAGGAUGAGAGCUAGUGUGUUGUCAAACCCAAAUUCAGUUGCUGAGCUUUAUUUGUCUUUGAUGGCAUAGGAAGAUAAAAAAGUGCAUGUGUGCUUACAAUUGCCUGAAGGAAAAUUGCAUUAGAAGAGAGGGCAGCUCCGUUUUUUUCCUGAUUACUUGAGUAUGCUCAGGAAACUUGCUCUCCCAGAUGCCUUUCUUGCAUCUUGCUCGCCACGCCUGCCUAACUGAUAGGCAGUGUCACUUGCAUAGCUUGGAGUCCCCAGGAGAACUGGACUGGAGACCGCUUGGGGUGCUGUAGCCUUCACUCAUCCUAUGAUUUUGUGGAUUCUCUGCCAUUGUAAAAGUUCAUUGGUUUCACUUAAUAGAAGAGCAAUUUAUCCUUUCGGUUAAUUUUUUUUGGCUAAGCAGAUUUUUUUAAUAGAGUAAGAUUUCCUAAUUAAUACACUUCCGAAACCCUGAUUUUCAGUGUCUCUGAAGCAAAUGACAUUUAAGAGGUGAGCACAUUUUGCAGUAAAUGUAAGAGACAAACUUUCAGCUUUCACUCUCGGUAACUAGUAAUACUUUUACUGCCCUCUUGCAAUAGAAUGCCAUUGCGCAUUAAAAUGAGAAAAAUUCUUUUGACUUGAGAAUUUUAAGGAAAAAAAAAAAAAAAGAAAACUUGACUCUACUGCCACAGUUCAUAGUAACCACUGCCAUAAAAUACCUUUCUAGCAAUAAUGAUUUUGGUGAUGUGAAGAGCAAUUAGCAAUCACUAGAAGAGAUGAGUUUGUGGCUGAUGUCCAGUGUAUAAAAAGAGGUGAAGUAUCUUAUCAAUGUGUAUAAAUAUCUGAUAAGAGCAAGUAAAGAAGAUGGAGCCAGACUUCUCAGUGGUGCCCUGUGA
Molecule: messenger RNA, 2976 nt
Organism: Struthio camelus australis
Lineage: Eukaryota; Metazoa; Chordata; Aves; Struthioniformes; Struthionidae
Source: RefSeq, a predicted model, not a curated record